This is a messenger RNA of Sodiomyces alkalinus F11, 1851 nucleotides long. Its product is annotated as BAR-domain-containing protein. The transcript has 8 exons. Gene Ontology annotation, cellular component: medial cortex; Rvs161p-Rvs167p complex; actin cortical patch. The record is from RefSeq and is a predicted model, not a curated record. The coding region runs from base 1 to 1851 and encodes 616 amino acids. Gene Ontology annotation, biological process: endocytosis; actin cortical patch localization; plasma membrane tubulation. NCBI's taxonomy places the organism in Eukaryota, Fungi, Ascomycota, Sordariomycetes, Glomerellales, Plectosphaerellaceae. Gene Ontology annotation, molecular function: protein binding; lipid binding.
AUGACGUCGUCAGCACUGUUCCAAUAUCUUCUCGAUAUCCAAGUACGAACUACCGUGUACGUUGAGCUGAACAUGUCACGGCUGCGUUAUGUAGAUCAGCCAACACCACCAAUGUACAAGAGUGGAAGUACUCCUAACCACUUCGACGGACGGAUCUGGCGACACGGUAUUUACGCCAAGCCAUCAAGCAUGCAACUCAGCCACUGUGCAGUCGUCACCAAGGGGUUCUCCACCAGUGCGAACGAGGGCAAUAAGACCAUUAAUUACCUUAUUAAGGUCGCAAUACCCUCCCUCCCUCACACUGUGGGUUGCCGCACCCAAUCUUCCGUCACCAUUCAAUCUCGACCCCACCAACCUUCCAAGCCUACCUACGACCGCUAUCUGAGAACAGCCUCUUCGGACCUUUCGUUUCUGUCACUCGUGGCACAGCCUGAGCAGGGUAUGUCAAGCUUCCUCGCCGGCACAUGGAGCGGCUCCGACCCGCCUGAUCUCUCGACGGAGCGUCAGUCGCAACGUGACGAGAUGAAGCAGCCCACGCGGGCCCCUCAACAAUUGAAGUCGCGCUUCAACAUUGGCGAGCACACCAAAGAUGCAGUCUACAUUGAUGCGGAGCGCCGUUUCGUCGAGCUCGAGACCGAGACAAAGAAGCUGCACGACGAGUCGAAAAAAUACUUUGAUGCCAUCAACGCCAUGCUGCAACACCAGCUCGAGUUCAGCAAAGCCAUUCAAGAGAUCUACAAGCCAAUUUCGGGCCGCGUGUCCGAUCCUGAUAGCAUGAAAAUUGAGGGAAACCCAGAGGGCAUUCGUGCCUGUGAGGAAUACGAAGCUGUGGUCAAAGAUCUGCAGGAAACCUUAGCGCCGGAGCUCGAGAUGAUCGAGAAUAGGGUGAUUCGUCCAGCUACCGAGCUCCUCGACGUCAUCAAGGCCAUCCGUAAAACCUCUCUCAAGCGCGAACACAAGAGGCUGGAUUAUGACCGUCGUCGCGCUACACUCAAGAAGUUGCAGGAAAAGAAGGAGCGCAACGCGAAGGACGAGAAGGCUAUCUGGAAGGCCGAGGGCGACGUUGAGACGGCAACACAGGAGUUCAAUUACUUUAACGACCUUCUCAAGGAAGAGCUUCCCAAACUCUUCGCCCUCGAACAAGAGUUCAUCCGACCCCUCUUCCAGUCCUUCUACUACAUGCAGCUCAACGUCUUCUACACCCUUCACGAGAAGAUGCAGGGUUGCGAUAUUGGCUACUUCGAUCUCACCUUAGACAUUGAAGAAGCCUUCCACAGCAAGCGGGGUGACGUAGUCGAGCGGGCGGAGGCCCUCUCCAUCGUCAAGUUUAAGACCACCGGCCAAAAGCGUCCUGCCAAGUACGGCCGGCCUAACGCCCUCGAGGGCCCGAAGGCCACAAAACUCCUCACUGCCGGCCCUUCCAGCUCCACUGCUGCCACUACUUCUGCUGCCACUCCGCCUCCCGCCGUCUCCCCAUCCCCGGCGUUAAAGUUCCCCGCCUACAGCGCCGUUGGGAAACAGCAACCCGACGGCGACGCCAACCCUCCGCCACCCUACUCACCCGCCCAGGGCAGUGCCGUGAGUCCCGGACUGGCUGCCCUGGCCGCUUCCAAACCUAAGCCGCCUCCUCCCAAGCCAAAGCCUAGCCGCUUAAGCAGCGUCCCGGCCCCGGAAACCGCUGCGGCACUGUAUGACUACGACGCGCAGGUUGAAGGUGAUCUUAGCUUCCGAGCAGGAGACGUGAUCGAGAUUGUCAACCGUACCCAGAACGACAAUGAGUGGUGGACAGGGAAGCUCAAUGGGAAGCAGGGCCAAUUCCCAGGCAACUAUGUUCAAGUAAACCCCAGGUGA